Molecule: messenger RNA, 1960 nt
Organism: Labrus bergylta (ballan wrasse)
Lineage: Eukaryota; Metazoa; Chordata; Actinopteri; Labriformes; Labridae
Gene: ccdc74a
Source: RefSeq, a predicted model, not a curated record
GUAAGGAGCGCAUGUCAAAUGAGAGCAAAAGUAAUUCAGGGUACCUGAGCUGUUUAGCGUCAACAGACUUUAGCCGAACUAUUUGUAAGCUUACAAGUCAAAAUUUGUGUACACUGGUUGGAGGAGCGAAACACAUUUGGCCAAUGGUUCUAGUUCGUUUAGCCUAUUAUUAGCAAUCUUUGGUUUGUGCGAGAAACAAGCCGUCGCCGCCUUGCUAGCAAACAAGGUUAGUAGAAUGGCACCUUAGCACGACUGAACCAAAGCAAUGGCAAGUAAUAAUCUUCCACCGGUGCGGCAUUUACCACAGUGGACCCGAGUAGGUCGCCUGGGGAAGUCUUGCUCUCCGCGACGUUUACCUUUGAACCAGCUGCCCCCGCUGCCUGUCGCUCCGCCGGCGGAAAAAGACCGAGGAGGAGCGGGGAGGGCAGCGGAGGUGUCCUGUCAUGGCGACGUGGACCCCCGCGUGGCAUCAAUGCAAAGAAAUAUCCAGUUCCUUCAGCAACAACACAAGGAUACUCUUGAGAAGCUCCACGCAGAGAUAGAGUACCUCAGACGGGAGAAUAAAGAGUUGCAGUAUAAGCUGAUAAUGGAGCCCCCCAACUCAAGUCGAAAAGGAGCAACCCGUAGUCUACGAGGUAUUAGACCCCCCACUCAGGGAAGUGAAGCCCGUACGAGACUCUACCUGGAGCAGCCACUGCAGGACCUGCGAUCCUCACAGGACCAAGCACUAAGCUAUGGAGAUAACAGCGAUAGUCAGACAUCUGCAAGGAUGGACCAUGCUCCAGAGGUAAAGGGGGGCCUCAUCACCUCAUUACUGCCUUUGCGAAUCCACAGCGAUCCCUCUCAUCCACCACGUGCUCCCACGCUACAGGAGUGUGAGGUUAUCAUUCGGCAGCUCUACAAUGCCAACAGUUUACAGUCCCAGGAGAUAAUGCGUGUGAAGGCAUUGCUCAAAGAUAUUGUUUUGAGCAAGAAAAUCACCCCAGAAAACUUCAUUCUGACCAAGGCCUACCUUGUGGAUGGUACCCGCAAAUCUUAUGAAGAAAAAGUAUUACCAAAACUUGGUCUUCAAACCUUUCCGGUGAAAGCGUGUGGACCCCCUCAGUCUGGUGUGGUCCUCCCGGCCCUCAAACCAAGCCUUGGUUCCAACCUUGCAGAGAGACAGAGGAGGACCCGAGCUGUGCAGAGAGACCGUCUCAAAAGGACUGUGCACUGAAAGAGUCACUAUAACCAUUGCACCAGCUAAAUCCAUCUCAGGAAAGCAGCUAUUCCAGGCUAUUAGAAAAGAAAAAAAAGUCACAAGAAGUGAUUGUACCAUUGCAAUGACAUUUCGGAGUUAGUGAUAUGCAUAUGAAGUAUACAGUAUGUUGUCUAUGAUGGGAAAAAUUGUAUCCAUAUUGUUACACAAAAAAAAGAAAAUGAAAGACAGUUUCAGAUCGAGCACUGUACUGGGAGGGAGUGGUAACCUUAUUACAUUUUAUUUUACCUAAGAGUGCAUUUCAGACAUUUUAACUACAUGAAGGUAGUUAGUUUAAUGAAUUUUGUUUUACUUUUUGUUGCACAUUUGUUCGUCUGCCUAAAUUAUGGCAGAAUUAUUUGAAAUCCAACAAUUAUAAACACUUUUAAAGCAGUUAAGAAUUCAAAACUAAAACCAGCACAAAAAACCAAAGUGAAGUCUUUCAAAACACAUGCAAUGAAAGAUGCAGAAGUCAAUACAAGGCAUUUAUCUCAGGCACUUUUUGUAUUGGUUUGUAAUUACACUUUAUGUAACAGUGUGAAACUUUAACAGGCCAAAUGUAACCAGUCAUGCACACACAGUACAAUAAGGCUGUGUUGUUUUAUGAAACAAAACUCUAUUAAAUUUUAUAAAGACAAAACACUCCUUGUAUUUUUUUUUUCUGCUUGUACCAUUUUAUUUUCUUCUCCUGUAAAAUGUUAAUUUGAUCAGUUAGAGCGGCGU